AGCUGCUAGCUUCCGAGCCGCACUAGUUCAACCCACCCUUGAGCCCUUCAGCCUGUAGCAUGGUCGGAGAGACUUUGCCAGGAGGCCAGGGAGCUCUCAGUGUGGGAAGCAUUUUGCAGCUGGCUGAUGGCUUGCAGCCUUACAAGACGCGGCCCACGGUGCAGGUGAUUGCUAACAAGCGAGGCCCUACCGACCCUCAGGCGGUGCUGCGCAUCUCUGACGGCCAAAACUACAUGAUGGCGAUCGUGGCCGCGGACAUCAAGGACCCUGUGGAGGGCAGCAUCGUGCAGCUGCUGGACUGGACCACCGGCACCCACGAAGGUUUGCCAGCGAUUCUCGUGGAAGACUGGGACCAGUCCUCCAACGAGCGCUUUCCCAUCCAGGGCCAGCCGGUGGCGGUGCCAAUGAAGUCCAGCCUUGCUGGAGGAGCCCCAAUGCCAGCCUGCGCUGGAGACGCCAAGUCGAGUUACCCUGGCACAAGUGCAGGCGACCAGGAGGAGCAGGAUCAGAUCUGGCGCAAGCCAGCGACAGCCGACCGGCCCGACUUUCUGAAGCCGAGCCUGAUGACUGCUGGAGGUGAGCCAGUGGUGGUGCCAGAUAUGAAGAGCAACCCGCGUCUUCUGCGCGUGGAUGACCCGGAGGAUCAGAUCUGGCGCAAACCGGCAGCCCUGGCGGACCGGCCCGACUUGCUGAAGCCGAGCCUGAUGACUGCUGGAGGCGCGCCAGUGGUGGUACCAGAUGCUGAUGAGAUGAAGGGCAACCUGGGUUUCCUGCAUGACUGGCAUGCCGAAGGUUUGAAUCCAAACGACUCGCCGAAGCCAAACCUUUUGACCGCUGGAGGCGCGCCGGUGGCAACAGAUGCAGAGACGAGGGACCCACGUGUUCGAGCAGUUGCCAGCCCUAUGUGCAGUCACGACAGGGCCAACAUUGCAGUGAAGAGCCACGCACGGGCAGUGGCGACCCCCAUGCGCAGACGUGACGCUGCAGACGACCCGGCUUCCGAGCUGGGCCGCGUCCGGGCGGUGGCGACCCCACUGCGCCGACGUGACACAGCUGAUGACCCGGUCGCAGAUUCCAGCCCCAUGCUGCCAUCUAUGCUGCGCCCAGCGCCCCAGGCUGCUCCCCUGGUGCCAAUCGCCCAGCUGAGCUCGUUCAUGCCGCGUUGCCGGGUGCGAGCUCGUGUUCUCAGCAAGUCAGGCAUCCGUGCCUUCACCAAUGCCCGAGGCAGCAGCAAGCUCUUUUCCAUGGACCUCAUGGAUGCCGAAGGGGCCUGUACCAGAUGCACCUGCUUCGGCUCUGCAGUGGACAAGUUCUUUCCGAUGAUAGUUGUGAAGAAGAUCUACGAGGUCAACGGCGCUUCGGUGAAGCCGGGGAACCCCAGGUUCUGCCGCUAUCCCAUGGAGCUUACCCUGGACGAGCGGGGCGCCUCCAUCACGGCUCUUCUGGAGGAUGGGUCGAUCCCGGGGAUUCCCUACAAGUUCGUGAGCCUUGCGCAGAUCAGCUCGGCACCGGUGGGGAGCAGCUGCGACAUCAUGGGCGUGGUGCAGACGCUGGAAGACCCCGUAAGCGUGGCUACCCGCAGUGGACCACGCAUCAAGAGACAAGUGAUCUUGAUCGACAGCUCCAGCGCUUCUGUUGCACUGAAUCUUUGGGCAGAGAAGGCAGAGACUGAACUGGCUGCGGGCUCCGUGGUCUUCGUGCGCCACGCCAAGAUCAGCGACUACUCGGGCCGCACACUGGACCUGAAUGAGGGAAGCUUCCUGGAAGCCAAUCCCGACGAUCCCCGGGCGUUUCAGCUGCAGGCAUGGUAUCAGGCCGGAGGCAGAGACGAGCCAGUCCGCCACGCGCUGUCCAACAGCACCGCGCGGGGCAGGAAGCGAAACCUGGCGGAAGCUCUGCAAGAGGACACCAUGCUGCACCCCAACGCGUUGGAGAAGCGCGCCGUCAACUUUCAUCGCGUCUCGCCUGCAACUAUUGUGGCCAUCCGGAACGAGCGCGCGCCCUUCUAUUUUGGCUGCACAUCGGAAGUCGCGGGCUUUGAGUCAAGGAUGAGGCAGUGCAAUAAGAAGGUUGAAAAUGGGACAUGUGCAGCGGGGCACAUUUGCCCGGAGCCAGCCGCUCGCUUCAACUUGCUCUUGCAGGUGGCGGAUGCCUAUGCAACCGUUCACUGCCGAGCCUUUGGUGCAGAGGCUGAGAUGUUGGCGGACGUGCCAGCAGCGGAGCUGGCUGUUUUGGACGACGAGCGCAUGGCCGGCAACAUUCAGGCCGAGAAGACCUACACGCGGAUUUUCCGCAACAUGUUCCGGCGCUGGAGCCUGACACUGAAGUGCCGACAGGAAACAUUCGAAGGCCGAAGCCGCGUGCAGGUCACCGUGGAGCGCUGCGCGCCGGUGGACUUUGUGGCUGAGGGCUUGGAGAUGGCUGCGGCGGCCCGCCGCGCCUUGUGCAUGUGAGCCUCAUCGGGGCGCUCGAUGAAAUUCGCAAUCAAGCCAGUGACCCUGCCAGCACCAGCACGGUGGGCUCUUCC
Molecule: messenger RNA, 2527 nt
Organism: Effrenium voratum
Lineage: Eukaryota; Dinophyceae; Suessiales; Symbiodiniaceae
Source: the annotation of a GenBank genome assembly